Molecule: messenger RNA, 1260 nt
Organism: Phascolarctos cinereus (koala)
Lineage: Eukaryota; Metazoa; Chordata; Mammalia; Diprotodontia; Phascolarctidae
Gene: ZP3
Product: zona pellucida glycoprotein 3
Biological process (GO): egg coat formation; positive regulation of acrosome reaction; binding of sperm to zona pellucida
Cellular component (GO): extracellular matrix
Molecular function (GO): acrosin binding
Source: RefSeq, a predicted model, not a curated record
AUGGCUGAGAGAGGCUGUCUGUGGCCCACUCUCCGGAGUGCUAUGACUCGUGGGUGCUCCAGCCUUCUCCCUUUCCCUCUUCUUCUGCUCCUGAUGCUUCCUGGGGCUUCCUGGCAGGCUCCCCGUUUUCACCAGCCUGUGCAGGUACAGUGCCUGGAGUCCAUUAUGGUGGUCACUGUUCAAAGAGAUCUGUUUGGCACUGGGAAGCUGGUCAAAGCAAUGGACCUCAGCCUGGGUGCAGAGGGCUGCAAGCCUGCAACUUUGCCAGAAGAUGCCCAAGUGAUCACCUUUGAGGUUGGCCUCCAUAAGUGUGGCAAUGUUGUGCAGGUAACUCCAGAUGGACUGAUAUACAGCACAAGCUUGUUCUACCGCCCACGCCCAGUUGGAAAUUUUACCAUCUUAAGGACUAAUCAGGCAGAAGUUCCCAUUGAAUGUCACUAUCCUAGGUGGAGCAAUGUAAGUAGCAGAGCUAUCCAGCCUACGUGGGUGCCCUUCAGGUCCACCAUAACUUCAGAAAACAAGUUUAACUUUUCUCUCCACCUGAUGAAUGAUGACUGGACAGCAGAGAGUACCUCGGCUGAGUUCCACCUGGGUGACACGGCCCACCUUCAGGCUGAAGUCCACAAAGGUAACCACAUGGACCUGAAGCUCUUUGUUGACAGCUGUGUGGCCACACUGAGCCCAGACAAGAACUCGGAGCCCCGUUAUGGAAUCAUGGAUUACCACGGGUGUCUGGUAGAUGGUCUUUCUGACUCUUCUUCAGCCUUCAGAGCCCCCCGGCCUAAGCCAGACACUCUCCAGUUCACAGUGGAUGUGUUCCACUUUGUCAAUGAUUCUCGGAAACUGAUAUAUAUUACAUGUCACCUGAGGGUCACUGCUGAAGACCAAGCCCCAGACCAAAUCAACAAGGCCUGUUCCUUCAACAAGUCUACUAAUAGCUGGUUUCCAGUAGAAGGACCUCCUGACAUCUGCAGAUGCUGCAACACUAAAGACUGUGGAAACCCAAACCAGUCCAGGAGACUACUUCCUAUCUCUGCAAAGCUGUUCCAACAGCAACAAAUGAGAGAAGCAGACAUCACAGUUGGGCCUGUGUUCUUGGCAAGGAAUGUCAGUCGCCACACCCCAUGGGAGCCCAACCCGGAUUUCGUGGAAAAGUACGCAGCCCUAAGCCUGGGCCUGUCUCUGAUUGCUGUCUUGGUUUUUACCUUAGUCAUCAUGGCCUUGAUUCUCCUCUGUAGGAAGCACAAUGGUGCUUCUUGA